Anolis sagrei ordinatus is the source of this 1734-nucleotide messenger RNA. The record is from RefSeq and is a predicted model, not a curated record. NCBI's taxonomy places the organism in Eukaryota, Metazoa, Chordata, Lepidosauria, Squamata, Anolidae.
GUGACAACGUUUUCUCCUUCUGUUCACUGAAUCUUAUGACAAGCAGGACAGACGGUCAAACAACUCAAUAAGUGCCUCUUUAAAUUCAACACCAACAUGGAGCCAGGCUUGUUGAGCACUGAUGAAGGGAUGAGACCAAGGAGAUUGCAAGGGGAGGCCAAGAAGAAACAGGAACCAAGAAAGAUGAGCCAAUUUCUAUUGAAACGGAAAGUCUUUACUGAAAGCAAGCCCUUGCUUGAUGAGCUUCUGGAAGUGCAAGAUUUCCGCACUGUGUACAACAUCUUUGUGGCAGUACUCUGUAUUUUCACUCUUAGGGCGGUCCUUGUGGAUUUCAUUGAUACAGGACGCAUUUUCCUUGAUUUUGAAGUCAUCAUCUUUGCUUUUGGACGGCUACACAUGGCAAUCUUGCCUUGGCUCUUCAUGUUCCUCUACACCUUAUUGGUGCCCUAUCAUGUCCUGCAAAUCUGGGUCAACCUUUUGAAGACACUCCAGUUGCCCACUCUUCUCACAAUCAUUGGAGCAGUGGUGUUGCUGAUCGGCCAUGCAACUGUUUUGGGCUUCUAUCCUGUCUACACUCUCAUGUCGCAGCCUUUUGGGCCUGCCUCCGGUUGGGUCAUUACCCUCGAGCAGAUCCGGUUCCUGAUGAAAAGCUAUUCCUUUCUGCGGGAAACUGUGCCUCCAAUCCUUCAGGCCAGGUCAAAUGAUGGGAAGAUGCAGCUACCUCAAUUCUCUACUUAUCUGUAUUUUCUCUUCUGCCCUACUUUGAUCUACAGGGAGAACUAUCCAAGGACACCUUGUGUUCGAUGGAAGUAUGUCAUCGAGAACUUUGCUAAGUUCCUGAUCUGCCUGUUUUAUGGAGCCAUGCUCUUCAAGUGCUUCACAAUUCCUAUCUUCAGCAACAUGAAUAAGCAGCCCCUCACCUUCCGAAGUUUCAUGCUGAUUGUCUUCAGUGCAACAUUGGCAGCAUUAUAUUUGGCAAUUCUGAUUUGGUACACCUUUCUCCACUGUUGGCUCAAUGCCUUUGCCGAAAUUAUGCGCUUUGCUGACCGCACUUUCUACAAGGACUGGUGGAACGCCACAUCUAUCUUUCCAUUCUUACGGAAUUGGAAUAUAAUAGUACAUGAUUGGCUGCACUGUUAUAUCUAUCAGGACCUUCUGUGGGUAUUCAAAUUAAAGGGCCAGUCUGUGGCUGCAUUGUCCACCUUCAUUGUUUCAGGCGCUUUUCAUGAAUAUGUCUUCAUGAUGAGUUUUGGCUUCUUCUACCCGCUUCUGUUCAUAUCCUGGCUUACUGUCUUCUCAUCAGAUAUCUUGGGAAUGCCCAAAUCAAACACCAUAUUAUGGAUACGUAUGCUAUUUGGUCUAGCACUUGUGUUCUCCAUGCACUCCCUAGAAUGGUAUGCCCGAAUCCACUGUCCAGUCCAGAAGAGUACAUUCUGGACAAGAGUGACCCCACGUACUUGGUCCUGUUAUUCCUAGGCCAUAACAACCCCCAGCUGACCUUUCAAAAAGUUAUUCCUCCUCUCUGCUCCGUUACUGAAAAAAAAACCUCCAGGCAGAAGCACCUGGCAUUUUUCCUUCUGCUAAUGGGAAGAUUGUUUUAUUCCUACUUCUAAGACAUCCCUCAGUAGUUCUUCAAAACCUCUGCCAUUCUUUUAUAUUAAGCUGACUAGGGGCCCUUCCACACAGCUAUAUCCCAGGAUAUCAAUACAGGAAAUCCCACAUUAACUGAGUGUG